CUGUGUCAGACCAAGGAGUUUCACGUAAUCGAGGGUCUCAGCGGCUUCAUCUACUCGCACGAGCCGUACGACCAGGUGUCGUACCGACCUAACAGAAAUUGUUUCAUUGUGCUGCAGACGCUGAAAGACUACAAGAUCAGGAUCGAGGCGGUCGAAUUUUUGGUCGAGGGUGUGCCCAACCAAUGCAAAGGUGACACGCUACACCUCUUUGACCUGGACAAACCACGAACAACGGACGCCACAGACGGCCCUGGGCCAAUCAUCGGUCAAAUUUGCGGCAAGGUGAAAAACAGGACGCUGCUGGCGACGUCCACGUACAACGCGAUGACUCUCUGGUGGCACACCGACUCGGUACUGGAGAAAUACAAGGGUGGUUUCAUCCUGAAGUGGACGGCGUUCCGUAACUCCGACGGUAUCACCAUGACUGAGUUCCAGUGCGGCAACGGCAUGUGCAUUCCGCGCGUGCUGGCCUGUGACGACGUACUUCACUGUCCGGAUGGCUCCGACACCGACCGGAGCCUGAAGUUGUCCAUCGGCUGUGAAAGUAGGUCGCCGGCUACAUCUUUUUACACCUCUUUGUUCACUAUGAGACUACAAUCGAUCCGUUGGUCCCGUCCGAACUUUCAAUCGGCUUUUCGGCGACAGAGAGUCACGGCUCUGGAUAAACAGUUUUUAGACUCGAAUCGAGCAACAUCCAACUGCUCUGCUACGAUUGACAUAUCCGAUGAUCGUCAUAUAAACAUGCUGUAG
This is a messenger RNA of Soboliphyme baturini, 750 nucleotides long. NCBI's taxonomy places the organism in Eukaryota, Metazoa, Nematoda, Enoplea, Dioctophymatida, Soboliphymatidae. The record is from the annotation of a GenBank genome assembly.